Molecule: messenger RNA, 1377 nt
Organism: Solanum stenotomum
Lineage: Eukaryota; Viridiplantae; Streptophyta; Magnoliopsida; Solanales; Solanaceae
Product: receptor-like protein Cf-9 homolog
Exons: 1
Coding region: 22-1377 (451 amino acids)
Molecular function (GO): protein binding
Source: RefSeq, a predicted model, not a curated record
UGUCAAAUCUUAUCCCACAAUAUGCUGACAAGCAUGGACUCAAUUCCUCUUCAAUCUGGAUAUAUUAUUGAUUUGCGGUCCAAUUUUCUUAAAGGGUCACUACCUAUUCCUGGGAAUUCCACAGCAUUUUUCUUCAUAUCAGAAAAUAAUCUUAGUGGGGAAAUUCCUUCAUCUAUUUGCAAUUUGAAAUCAGUGCAACUUCUAGAUUUGGCGAGAAACAACUUGAUGGGAGCAAUUCCACAAUGUUUCGGUAAUAUCAGUGGCCUCCUGGUUUUGGAUAUGCACAACAACAAUCUUUCUGGGACUCUCUCAAUGUCUUUUGGAAUCGUAAGUGAACUUAGAAGCCUCAACUUGCAUGGAAAUGAACUAGAGGGGAAAAUCCCUCGAUCUUUGGCCAAUUGUGAAGCGUUGCAAGUUCUUGAUUUAGGCGAUAAUCACCUAAACGGCACAUUCCCCAUGUGGUUGGGAACUCUGCCAUAUCUGCAAGUUUUAAGCCUGAGAUCAAACAAGUUGCAUGAAUCUAUUAGAACUUCAAGGAUAGAAAACAUGUUUCCCCAGCUUUGCAUCAUCGAUCUCUCUUACAAUGCCUUCUCGGGAAACUUACCUACAAGUCUGUUUCAACAUCUGAAAGCCAUGAGGACAAUUGACCAAUCAUUGAAGGCACCAAGAUCAUCUUACAUAGAAUCAUAUUACCAAGAUUCUAUUACAAUUGCAACCAAGGGAAUGGAUCGUGAAAUUGUGAGAAUCUUGUAUUUGUACACCGCUCUUGAUCUUUCAAAUAAUAAAUUUAGUGGGAAAAUUCCAAGUAUUAUUGGGGAUCUCGUUGCACUUCAUGUGCUGAGUUUAUCUCAUAAUGGAUUGCAAGGUCAGAUACCAUCAUCACUCGGAAAUUUAUCUUCAAUUGAAUCAUUGAAUCUAUCCGUUAACCAACUUUCGGGUAAGAUACCACCACAACUGGCUUCUCUUACAUCUCUUGCAUUCUUAAAUCUCUCCCACAAUCAUCUCCAAGGAUGCAUCCCUCAAGGACCUCAAUUUCAUACAUUCGAGAAUAAUUCAUAUGAAGGUAAUGAUGGAUUACGCGGAUUCCCCAUUUCAAAAGGUUGUGGCAAUGAUCAGGUGUCAGAGACAAACUAUACUGAAUCUGCUCUAGACGAUGAAGAAAGCGAUUUUGAAUUUCUUAGUGACUUUUGGAAAGCUGCUCUUAUGGGGUAUGUAAGUGGACUAUGUAUUGGAUUAUCAAUAAUAUAUUUCAUGAUUUCAAAUGGAAAACCGAUAUGGCUUGCAAGAAUCAUUGUAGAGCUGGAGCACAAAAUAAUGAUGGGAAGGAGAAAGACGCAGCGAAGGCAAAGGAAUAACAGAAGAAGUAAUCACCUUUAG